Schistocerca americana (American grasshopper) is the source of this 2245-nucleotide messenger RNA. Its product is annotated as zinc finger protein 708-like. Gene Ontology annotation, cellular component: nucleus. Lineage: Eukaryota; Metazoa; Arthropoda; Insecta; Orthoptera; Acrididae. The record is from RefSeq and is a predicted model, not a curated record. Gene Ontology annotation, biological process: regulation of transcription by RNA polymerase II. Gene Ontology annotation, molecular function: RNA polymerase II cis-regulatory region sequence-specific DNA binding; DNA-binding transcription factor activity, RNA polymerase II-specific. The coding region runs from base 221 to 1846 and encodes 541 amino acids. The transcript is spliced from 8 exons.
UCAUGGGUGACACGAAAACUGUUUGGCUUGAAAAAGAAGAAAUUGAUGAGGUUCAGGUUUACCCAUCCAGUGUGAAAAUAAAGGAAGAAUUGCAGGAGGAUGUGAAUCAAGAGACAGAAAGUGAUGGAGGAUCUUCAGUCCACAGGCCCCUAACCCAGCUUGCUGAAACUGAAAUAUAAUGUUCUAACUCUUUAAAAAUAAUGCAGAGGAAUCAGAAACUAUGACAUUUCCUGAAGAUCCAUUAAAAUUUGAGAAGCUUGAUUUCAAUAUGAAUGAAGGUCCAGAACUUAAUUUUCAUCUGGAUGCCUCUGAACACAAUCAUGUUGAAGUUCCAUUUGUACUACCAGUACCCACUCAUAUAAAGGAAGAUCCGGAGCUAAAUUUGGAAGCAGAAGAAACUGAGAAUAUUAUUGAUGCAUAUACGGAGUUCUGCAUUCGUGAAUGUGAUCCUGUGAGAAUUGAGAAAGAGAAGGAGGUAGCCCCAAGAAGAUGUGCACCAGACAGUACAUGGUCGAUUAACCCCAUCGGUGACCCUGGAGCCAUGUUACUGAAAGAAACAAGUCUGCAAGGAGUGACUACUGAUAAACUGGAAAUUGCUGCAGUGAAAUUGCCACAUUUUGUCAGAAUUGGUACUCAAACAGAAAUACAGGCACCUGUGCAGGUAUCUACACGGUGUGAUGUGAUAUUUUUCAUUCAUAAUAGCUUCAUACAGCCAGUAAUUAGUCGAGAGGAAUAUCAAUGUAGUAAAGUCUCAAAUUACUCUUGUAGCCUCCCACCCUGUGAAGUAAUGCGUGCUGAAGAACACCCACACAUAUUCGAUAUUUCUAAGAAAUCUCUUACUACAUGUGAUAAUUCCCAAAAUUCUGAGAUUAGGAAUAAAUCACUUGCUCAGCCAGGUUAUCUGUAUAAACGUUCUACAACACAUACAAGCGAGACAUCACUCACUUCUGUUAUUUGUGGGAGACACUUUGCUAAGCCUGCUCAUCUGAAAAGGCAGUCAUUAAUACGUACUCAUGAAUGUGAUGUUUGUGGGAAAUCUUUUGCAGACUCUAGUCAUCUAAAGAGACACAUGUUACAUCAUAGUGGCAAGAAACCACACAAAUGUGAAGUUUGUCAGAAAACCUUUAGUAUGUACAGUAGUCUCAAGAGGCAUGUUUUAUUACAUACGGGCGAACGACCAUAUAAAUGCAAUAUUUGUGGGAGAUCAUUUAUUGACUCUGGUACUCUCUAUAAGCAUUCCAUAAUACAUACAGGCGAUGGGAAACACAAAUGUGAUGUUUGUGGUAAGAGCUAUCUGUACGCCUGUUUCCUCAAGAAGCAUAUAUUAACACACACCGGCGAAAAACCACACAUGUGUAAUAUUUGCGGGAAAUCUUUUAUCGAAUCUUGCAAUCUCAAACCCCACAAAUUAAUUCAUUCUGCCGAGAGGCCACACACAUGUGAUGUUUGUGGGAAAUCCUUUAAGGUGUUUAGGCGUCUGAAGAUGCAUAAAUUUAUACAUACUGGGGUGAGGCCGUACAGAUGUGAAGAUUGUGGUAGUUCGUUUACUCACCGUAGUUGUCUUAAAACGCAUAUCUUAAUUCAUACUGGGGAGAAACCACACAAAUGUCUGAUUUGUGGAAAAUCGUUUACCACGUCUGGUAUUCUCAAAACACAUUCAUUAAUUCAUAGUGGCGAAAGACCACAUAAAUGUAAUGUUUGUGAGAAAGCUUUUACUACUGCUGGUAAUCUCAGAAAGCAUUCAUUGAUUCAUAGUGGUGAGCGACCUCACAAAUGUGAUAGUUGUGGGAAAUCCUUCACAGAAGCUGGUCAUCUGAAGAGACACGUUGCAACACAUACUGACUAAAAAUAAUGUUCAUGUGCUGUUGGUUGGUAAGUUCAACUUUAAUCUGCCAAUUUCAUGUAGAAUACAAUAACACCUCUUAGUGAGAGACCAGACAGUAGCUAAGCAUGGUGAAAAGGAGUCUCAGAAACAAUAGUUGUUUUAAUGGCAGAUUGCAUACUGAUAUCAGAUAGUCUAGAGAUCAGUACUCAUUUUAAGAACUGAAACAUAGUAUUCAAUGCAGGGCCUGUAUUGAGGCCUGUAAUUUAUGUGAUAAUGCAGUUGAAAAUUAGGCCAGGAGUUUUUUGAAAUACGUUUUGUUAAUAGUUUUCUGAAUUGUAAUUUCUAAAUGAUGAUUGCAUUAAUGUAUAUAAUGUUAAACAGAGAGAUCUAGGUGCUGUUUGUAAUUAGUCAUAAAUCUUA